Molecule: messenger RNA, 1561 nt
Organism: Ceratitis capitata (Mediterranean fruit fly)
Lineage: Eukaryota; Metazoa; Arthropoda; Insecta; Diptera; Tephritidae
Exons: 1
Coding region: 490-1038 (182 amino acids)
Molecular function (GO): structural molecule activity
Source: RefSeq, a predicted model, not a curated record
UGCAUUUUGCAUUUCGUUAGCAUCCAGUUUUGUUUACCAGCAGUUAACGCACGCAAACGAAUCGCGCAGCAGCCGACACCAACAGUUAAAAAAAAUUUAUAUAUAUUAAAUACAAUUGUAUUUAGUUGCAACAGCUUUUAGAUUACUUUUAAAUGAGUUAACAACCAAUAACCAAUCACAAAUGUGUGUUUUAAAGGAAAAAUAACAAAAUCCAAUACUUUUCCCGAAAUAAAUUCAAUAAAAAUAAAUAUUAUCCACUUAGUAUUCCAAAAUUAGCAGCCCGUUGGUGCAUCUUACUCACACACAAACGCAGCAAUUUCUUCCCAUUCAAUCGUGCGACCUUGCCCCAGUUCAUAUCAGUGUUGGUCAAACGUUCAACCAACCCCUCUAUAUAGCAAGAGCCAACGAACUGAAUAUACAAACAAACAAAGAAACGUACAUACAUACAUACAUACGUAUUUAUAUAUAGCCACACUGCUAUAUAUUGCCAUGGUUGAGGAAGGCGGCUGCCUCAGACAAACAGGCGCUUCACUGUCGACCAGUAUGGUGUCCAACGCUGGCUCAAUCAACAAUGUCAAGGGCGCUAAAUAUGUAUGGUCAGAUCGUGAAUUGCUUAUGCACUUACAAAAUUAUACACCACUAAUAUUACUUAUUGACUUUGUGGAGAAGACACGUACUAAACGCUUUUAUGAAGCGGGUGAACGCUAUGAAAUACUAAUGCUUAUCUUUAUUAUGCGAAAGGGUGCACCGUUUUGUGAGAAUAAACGUUUUCCAGAGGAGUAUUGGGUGAAUCUAUCUGUGGGUCCCAUUGCUGAGGCAUUUGAUCGCCUAUCGGCAGCCAUUGAUAUACCAGAUCCCCAAUUACCCAUACAUAUGACUGUUACUGAUUUGACAAGUUGGAAGCAACAGUUCGAUGCCGCUAUAUUGGAUAUACGUCGAUUUGCUUACUAUACGGAGCCACAGCAAUUAGCUGAGGUGGGUGUUUACAAUCGUACUACGUUUGAGGAACGCUUCGGUUUGCAUUGGCGCGUUGAGUAGAGUUAAAGAUGGACUCUUGUUGAGGUUGUUGUUUCACAAGCAUCAAGUGGUGGUACGCUGUUGAAUUGUUUUUAAUUGUUAUUUCCGCUGUGUGCUUUACUUCGUCGAUUUUAGCGCUUAUAUUGGUCACUUUUACUUCCGCUUCCGUUAUGGCAGAAAAAGAAGGCAAAACGAAUUUUGAAAACGAGAGUGUGAGAAAAAAAACGAAACUGUGCCUUUAUACUUGCAAAUUGAACAAUUCACUGAUAGAAGGGGAAUCUAUAAGAAUGUUUGUAUGUAUGUGAAAAAAGAAAUGAAAAUAUUAAAAAAAAAAUAUGUAUAUAAAUAUAUACAAACCAGCACACGUUAUUGAAAUGAUCAGUAAAUCUUGAGGACUAAUUAAAGGAAUUUACAUAUGUAUGUACGUGCAUACAUAUAUAUAUAUUGUAAGAUGGUACAUCUAAACAGAAAUUGUGACUUCCGUUCAAACAAUCAACUUGAAUUUAAAAAAAAGAAAUAUGUAUUUAUGUAUGCCUAAGGAAAU